Molecule: messenger RNA, 1315 nt
Organism: Toxotes jaculatrix (banded archerfish)
Lineage: Eukaryota; Metazoa; Chordata; Actinopteri; Toxotidae
Gene: cibar1
Product: CBY1 interacting BAR domain containing 1
Exons: 8
Coding region: 107-1003 (298 amino acids)
Biological process (GO): cilium assembly
Cellular component (GO): ciliary transition zone; ciliary basal body
Source: RefSeq, a predicted model, not a curated record
CUGGCGUUCUAUCCUGGAGGAGAGCAUAGUUAGCUAGCGUUACUUCUGGAUGUAGACAAGCUUUGCUGUACACUAACUACACUUAGUUUACUGCAUUUCUACGAAGAUGAGUCGUACGCCCGAUGCAAGAGCGAGGGACAGCCAGACAAGAAAAAUCCAGGAAAACAUCACCAAUGUGGAGAAACAUUUUGGAGAGAUGUGUCAACUCUUUGCUGCCUAUGUCCGUAAAACAGCCAGGCUACGAGACAAGGCAGACCUCCUGGUCCGUGAAAUCGGCUUGUAUGCAGACACAGAAACGCCAAACCUGAAGAGGGGUAUGAAGCAGUAUGCUGACCACCUGGCUAAGAUUGAAGACUACCGCCAAGCUGAGGUGGAAAGACUUGAAGCCAAAGUCAUAAAGCCAUUAAAAGGGUAUGGAGAUGUAGUGAAACGUAAAAGGGAGGAUCUGAAGACGACUCAAAGUGCCAGAGACAGAGAAGCCAAACAGAUGGCUCAGCUUGAGAGGACCAGACAGAAAAACCCCUCAGACCGGCAGAUCAUCGCUGAAACUGAGCUCCAGAGAGCCACCAUGGACGCCACACGGACUACCAGGCAGCUGGAGGAGACCAUAGAUGAGUUUGAGAAGCAGAAGAUCCGGGACAUCAAGAAAAUAUUUGGUGAGUUUGUAACAGUGGAGAUGUCAUUCCAUGCCAAGGCCUUGGAGGUAUACACCUUGGCCUACCAGAGCAUUCAAAGUGUGGAUGAGGAGGAAGACCUGGAGGUGUUCAGGAGUUCGCUGCACCCCCCUGACUACCAGUCACGCUUAGACAUAGUGCGAGCUAAUUCCAAAACCUCCCUCGAUCGGACCGGGUCCUUCCUGAGUACAUCAGGUACUUUACAGCAACAAAGAGCUAGCCGUCGGCAGACAAGGGGAGAGGAGGAGGAAGAGGAUGACAGAGAGGAUGAAGAUGAAUCUGAAGAGGAGGAGGAGGAUGAUGAGGAUGAAGAGGACACAGAUGAUUAAAAUUGCCUAACUGCCUAAUUUUAUAUUUUUCUGUGUAGAACAGAAAGGAUAUCAAAAUAUGUAUUAACUGUGUCAUUGUCAAAGUCACCGCACUCACAGGUGGUCUGAGCAGUAUUGUAGUGGUGAUGUGUCGUAGUUCUGUGAUGUUUUACUACCAUUUUUAAAUCCCAGCCACUUUUGUCUUUGCUAUAUUUUUAUAUCACACACAAUGCCCAAAUGUGCAUUAUAUGAUCACUCGUCUUUAUGAAUAAAAAAUAAAUACAUUUUAUGAUCUGUAUUGUUCCAGUGAAUUGCUGUUCUAUAAUAAAUACA